UCUCUCUCUAUCUUAAUAAAAACCCUAAACAUCGUGCCCUUCAAGCUAAGAAAUCUACAAUUAAUUUCUCUCUCUCUCUCUCUCUCUCUCUCUCUCUCUCUUACAAUCUCAUCUCUCUUUUUGUUCAUCAUAACCCAGUUUUAUUUGUCUUGUUUCAUUUGUACUGUUCUUUAUCACCUUCCAUUCACACCCUUCCAACAACAAAAAAAAAGAUAUCAAUAAAAUGAUGGCUGGAAACGGGCAGCUUUCAGUUCCACCAGGUUUUAGAUUUCACCCAACAGAUGAGGAGCUUCUCUACUAUUACUUAAGGAAGAAAGUUUCGUAUGAAGCGAUCGACCUCGAUGUUAUUCGAGAGGUCGAUCUUAAUAAACUCGAACCCUGGGAUCUCAAAGAUAAAUGUCGAAUCGGAUCGGGUCCUCAAAACGAAUGGUAUUUUUUCAGCCACAAGGAUAAAAAGUACCCGACCGGAACUCGAACUAAUCGAGCAACCACGGCCGGGUUUUGGAAAGCUACCGGAAGGGACAAAGCCAUCCAUCUUAGUAACUCCAAGAAAAUCGGGAUGAGGAAAACCCUAGUUUUCUACACCGGACGUGCCCCUCAUGGCCAAAAAACCGAUUGGAUCAUGCAUGAAUAUCGUCUCGACGAUGACGAUUCCGAUGUUCAGGAAGAUGGAUGGGUUGUAUGUAGGGUUUUCAAGAAGAAGAAUCUUAUUAGGGGUAAUUUUCAAGCAGAUUUUAAUCAAGAAGAUAAUAAUUAUAAUCACAUGAAGAAUAUUGCUUCAUCAUCAGCUCAUCAAAUGGAACCAAGGCCUAAUAAUAAUCAUUUACAUACAUUGUAUGAUUAUUCCUUCGACGGAUCCAUGCAUUUGCCACAGUUAUUCAGCCCUGAAUCAGCGGCUGUUGCUGCUUCUUCUUUUAUAUCCCCACUCUCUUUGAACUCCAUGGAUGUAGAAUGCUCUCAAAACUUAUUGAGGCUAACCUCGAGCAGCGGUGGCGGCGGAGGCGGCGGAGGCGUUGGUGGCGGUGGACUGAUGCAGCAAGAUCAGAUGAGGUACAAUGGUGAAUGGUCGUUCUUGGAUAAGCUUUUAACGAAUCAUCCUAUGAGCUUGGACCAUCAUCAUCAUCAUCGUCAUCCUCAUCAAUCUCAAGCUAAAUUUAUCCCUUCGUUGCAACUUGAUCAUGUGGGAAGUUCUUCACAAAAAUUCCCAUUUCAAUACCCAGGUUGUGAGACAGCUGAGGCUAUGAAAUUUUCAAAGUAGCUUAGAAUUUUAGAUCUAUUUUCACAUACAAUGUUGCUUUAAAAAAAGUCAUCUUAAGAAGUGGCAAAAGACACUCUUUUCAAA
This is a messenger RNA of Gossypium raimondii (Peruvian cotton), 1342 nucleotides long. RefSeq names its product protein SOMBRERO. Gene Ontology annotation, molecular function: DNA binding. Bases 224 to 1258 code for a protein of 344 amino acids. Gene Ontology annotation, biological process: regulation of DNA-templated transcription. NCBI's taxonomy places the organism in Eukaryota, Viridiplantae, Streptophyta, Magnoliopsida, Malvales, Malvaceae. The record is from RefSeq and is a predicted model, not a curated record. The transcript has 4 exons.